AUGAAGCGGCUACUGGAGUGGAAGCAGCGCAUGCUGCAGUCGCCGCUGACGCGCAAGCCGGGCCCGGCCCCCGGCUCGCUGCCCACCUCCGCGUCGUCGUGCCGCGGCCUGGCUCGCGCCGGGGGCAGCGCCGCCGCCGCGGCCGCCGCGGGCGCCCGCCGCGCCUCGCACCUCGACGAGAGCGCCGCCGCGCGCAUGCGCAGUCGCUCGCACGACGGAAGGCGGCCCUCCGCGCCCGCCGCCGCCUCCCUGCCGCGCUACAACAGCUUCUCCUCCGACGACGAGGGACAACGAGAGGAAAGGAAGACACUCCCAGAAGAGAAUGGAUUCCUUACCGCAGACAAUAGUCAGAGACAGCGAGACAAAAAGAAACCUUUGCUGGAAGAGAACGGCUUCACGCCUGCAGAUACGAGCUACAGACAGCGAGACAACAAGAAACCUGUGAUAGAAGAGAACGGCUUCACCCCUGCAGACACAAGCACAAGCUACACAUCCGGUUCGGGGUCCGUGAUGGGCCGUGAGGUGGGCCCGCCCCCGCCACCGCCGCCGCGCGCCGCCUCCGCCAUGUCUCUGCACCUGCAGCCGCCCCCGGACAAGCCCGACCGCCAGGCCGGCGUCGCCGCACCAGAAGAAGCUGGGCUGCAUGUGUCAGCUGGUGAACUGCUGGGGAGGACUCACGAAGAACUUGUGUUGCUGCUCAUUCAACUGAGGCGUCAGAGUGCAGCUGUGUGCAAAGCUAUGGAAACAUGCCACAUGGAAAUCGAGGCUCAGGCAAGGUUUGUGGAGCUGGAAACACCUAAGAGGCUGGAGCAUUUAAAGAAGUUGGAGGAUUUAAAAAGGCAUCUGCUAGACCUUGAGAAACAGUACGAAAAGGGAAAGCCUCUCGUGAAUCUCGUCGAUAAUAUGGUAAAGCUCGGGUCACUGUAUAGAGGACCCAGUGCUAGGGAGAGACUGGAAUUUAAUCAGAAAGUCCAAGAGAAACGCCUAUUAGCAGAGGAGCGACGUGACUGGGACCGACUCAGUCCUGACCGAACUCAACUUCAGGCUAAAGUGCAGCAGUUAUAUCGCUUGGACCGGUUGCUGCAAGAGGAAUCCAGCACAUUGCAGAGUCUUCAACAGGAUAAGGAACUGCUAGAGAGAGCCCUAGCUGGUCUUCGGCACAAGCUUCAGAACAACAGUCAUUUCUCACCAGUUGAAGUGGAGCACUUCCGUAAGCAACAACGAGCACUGGAAAGAGAGCUGAGCCGUGUUCGCCUCUUACUUGCACACAAUUCCAAGAAACUUGAAGAAACAGUAGCAGAGAAUGCACGCCUGGAACAGGAGCUUGUAAUUUUACGCCAAAAACUGCAACAGCCAAUAACAGAACCAGGUGGUGGGACAGCUGCACUGGAGGCAGAGUUGAGAAGAGUGCAGAGGCUGGUGGGAGACCUCACAAGGCAACGCAAGCAGCUCAGCCUGCAAGUGCAGCAGCUGACCCAGCAAAGGCCUGGACCUGCAGGUGUCACUGGUAGCAGAGGAAGCAGCUCCACCCCCAGUAGAAAACGGCACCAUAGCACAUGGUUAGUGACAGACCUCGACACACUGGAGACACAAGACCUCGGCGUGGAAGCCGCUGUGAGCCCAGCAAGUAGCCAGGCAACAACAGCCACCUCACCAGGCUCAACACUGCGCUCACCAUUGUACACGUCCAGAGAAGCUGGUAGUGGAAUGGAAGUGGAAAAUGAGGUUCCCCCACCACUCCCUGCCCCUCCAGAGAUUCCACCUGAGUACCCACCUCCACCUCCGCCACCACCUCCACCAUCAGAAGAGGCUUUACUUGGUCCAGGAGAACAGUAUUGUCCACAUGUUGAUAUAAAUGAGGCUGAUGAUCGUAUGAAAAGAUUUUAUGGUAUCAUACCAAAAGAAAAACAACAAGAAAUAAAGACUGUAAGAAUUGUUAAACGUGAAUCAGAACGACGACAGAGGGACCGUGAUAGAAGUGGUAAUAUUGGUAUUCCUCUGACAAAUGGUGGAAUUACUACUGGUAAACGUGCUCCUGCAGCUGAUGGCUCUGAAACAGCCAACAGCAUAUCUGAGGCACAAGGAUUUCAGAAACAACAGCUGGGUCCAGUGGAGGAAGAAAUAGGUGAAACAUCUCGUCCAUUCAGCGAGACAUUGCUGUCGGCCUCAGUAGAUGAUGAUGAGGAAGACGAUGACCCAGCAAUAGAUCUCCAGUUUCAAAGAUCUUUGUCUCUGCCACGAGGUUUUGGCAAGAGAGAAAGACUGACAGGUGCACCCCCUCCACCACCUAUACGAUCUGCUUCUCCUAGAGGAGAUGGAAUGGGUACUGGUGCUAAUGGUAGACAACAGCGUGUCAGGUUCAAGGAUGGCGAGUACACCAGUGUGAGCAGCAGCCCUAGUCCAAGCCCAAGCCCUUCGCAGCUGUCACCGGUGUUCAAGAGCCAAGCUGCACGUGCCAUCGUGCAGGAAGUGUCCCAGUCACCACGCAAGAGGGCUGUUCCCAAAGAGAAGAGGCGUCAUCACACAGUCUCCAGCAGCAAGCCACUGCUUGAUAUGGAAGUGUCUGCAUCAAGAAUGGGAUCUGCACGGUCGCGAGAUGAUCUGGAUAUGGAACGAGCACUCCGCCCACGUAUUAAUGCACCUGAUGUUGUCAGGUCAACAAUGAGUCACAAGGACUUUAAAUACAAUGAAAACACCAUUGAUAGUAUACUUGGUACACCAAGCAAGAUUAUUAUCCCAGAACGCUACAUUCCUGAGCAGGCGCCUGAACUUUCUGCAGAAGAGCAGUUGCAUCGCCUUAAGAAGGCAGAAGCAAUUCGAAAGAUGCUUUCCGAAACAAGUGCAAUUAGUGCUUCUGAGGGCAUUGAGGAGGAACAUCAAACAGCAACACUGAAGAAAAAGGUUGCUGCAGAGAAACGACAACGGGAACAUCUUCUGCAACUGAAUCAGCUCCUAGCGCGGCAAGUCAUGGAGAAGAGUAAAGUUGUGGCAGUAAAAGCUCUUGCAACCCUGCCAUUAAAAACUGAGUCAAGUUUUGAUGAAGAUGACUUGUCUCCAGUCCAGCCUCUUCCGCUAUUUCAACAGCGAGAGAAUUAUUUCUCUUAGUGGAUGAUUAACAUUCCAUACUUUCAACAGAUACAGACUAUCUUUUUAUGUCUUCCUUAAACUGGCCCCACAAACAACUUGUCUGAUACAUAUUCAUCCUUUAGUGGUGGCCUUUCGUGUCGUGUUGUGAAAUAUACUGGGACAUUAUUCAUAAUUUAAUCACAAGGAAAUACAGUGGACAUUCCAUGAAUAUUUAACAAGUGCUUUUAAAGUGUGAAUAGUAGGUGCCACACCUAAAAAUGUAUAUGUGAGGCCAAAGAAACAUAAAGCAAGCAAGUGAGUCAGUGUUUUACUACUGUAUAAAUAUGGAGGAUAUUGAAUUUCUUCUCCUUACACAAAAGUACAGCUAAAUAUUUCCUUAAUGCAUUUGUUUUUGUUAUAUAGACCUGAUAUUUUCAUUUGUGUUGUGCAAUUUGCUGCAUAAAACAUUACUUUCUUUGAUUUUGUUGCCUAUUAACAAAUCCCAAAAUAAAGUGCCAAUGAUUUUCAUUAAUGAUAAGUAUAGGCAACAGCCAUGCAUCUGUAUGCCUCCAGCAAGUAGCCUAGUCGGCCAGUGACAGUUCCAGAAUUAUGUCUGUAUAUGGUUUAGAGUGUUAAACAGGGUUGAUUUAGAGUGUUAAACAGGGUUUUCAUGUAGGGAUAUAAAAACUGAGAGUUCUGAAAAUUUCAUGUACUAUAGAUCUGAGCACAUGAUGAAGUUCUCACAACAGGCUGUUAUGGUACAUUAGUUGUAUAUGAUAAAAAUGCACUUUUUAGAAAUACUUUUCAUUUAUAUUUGCUGUCAUAAAAUUUACUGACUAUGAUAGAAUUCUAAGUUAAUGACAAUUGCAAUUAUUACUCAGCAGUCAUAGCAAUAUUCAAUAAUAUUGUCUUUGCAGUUAAUGGCCAGUUUAUUCGGAAACUGUAAGAACCAGAAACUACUGAAGGUUAGACGUUAAAGAGACCUACAUUUAUUGAACUACCAGAGUGGCAGGUGCAAUUAACUGUUUUCUGCAGAUCAUAUAUUCUUGCUAUUCAAGAGUUGUUUAAGAGUGCAUCAUAGUAAUGACUUGUCAAAAACACUGAUUUUCAUUACCUAGGCCUCUCACAUUGGUCUGAACUGUUUCAUGUUAAAACUGUAACAAACCAACCAGUGUCUGACAGCAUCUUUCACACCAAAAACAAGUUAUGUACUUUCAAAGGUUCUUGCUAUUUUUGUUGUGACUUACAUCAAACUUUGGUUUCAAAUAUUAUUUCUUUUAAAGUAAAAUUCAAAGCCAAGAGCAUGUUUGCAAAAGUUUGUAUCAAGAAAGGAAAGUGUAGCAGACUUCAGUAUUUUGCUCCUCGGGUAAGGUUUCAGUCAGUUAGCUGAAUAUCUUCUCUCCUUAAAUUAAUUGUGCUACUUGAAACAAGAAGAGUAUUCUAUUUUUGUUAAAAAAAAGCCUGCAACAAUUUUUUUUUCUUUGUUACCACGUACCAGAUUGACAUUCAUGUCAUUCUAGAGGAUUAAACUGCAAGUAUUGAAAUUUUUAGCAUUGUCUUGUUUGUGGUCUAAUGUUAAGCAUCCAAAUACAAGAUAUCCUAUAACAUUAUUUAGAAAUAGAAAUUUUUGUGGUACACUAUUUGCAACAGUUGUUAUCCAUUUUCUAUGGUAACCUGACUUAUUCAGAGGUAAAAGAAUGUGAACAGAAAGUGUGGAAUAAAAGUUGAAACAAAUGCAGUAUUUGUGGGAACCUUUCAAAUUACAAAACUAAAUUUUGGAUGAAUUUGAAAUAGUAUCUGAGAGCUCUAUUUCAAUUGUUUGUUACAUAGUUUUAAAUUCAGUCUUUCAUUUAUAUGGAAAAAUAAGCAUUAUCAACAAGAGUGAAAGUCUGAUGACAGUUUUGAAAUAUAUAAUGUGUAUUGUGUGCUUAUAAGUAAAGACAAUUCAGGACAUUUGAAUAUCUUGCCAAACUUUUUAGUAUAUGCACCUGCCAGUCUCUGGUAAGUAAUGUUUAUACAUAAGGCUUUGUGAAACCUAUGAAUGGGGCAUUUAACAUGCAGGGUAUGGCUGGAUAGCAAUUAAAAUUGGCAGAAGAAAUUGAGAGAUUCAAUAUAAUUAUUACUUUUUCAUAUUCAUAAGUUAUAACCAUAAUGAAUAAUUUCUGUCACAUUCAUAAUUUUCCUACAUACAUUAUUGAUGGAAAAGUUGAUGAAGGUUUCCAAUUUGCAUUAAACUGAUAGCAUGAUUAUGAAAUAUAUAAAUGUAUAUUUUAGAACCAUUACAUAGGUCUAAAACAGCCUUAUUAUAGAAGAAGAUUGCUCAAUGAACAUAAUACUUCAACUGUGCUCAGAAAUUUGAUGAAAUUCAUAAAUGUCUUUGAUGAAAAUAUUGCAUAUGUACUGUUUGAGCCCAAAGAACAAAUGUUCUCUUACUUGUAGGAAGAACUGCUUCAGAAAACUCAACUCCAGUACAGUUUUGACUUUUUAAAUAUGCAUACUUGGUAAUUUUCUUAAGCCCUGAAACUGCUUCUCUCAUGUAGUUAACAAGUUAGUGUUUUCUUGGUUAAGAUUUCCUUUUAUUUACCUGUUUAUACUCUUCAAUCUGCUCAAAAUGUACAGCAUACUUAAUUAUUGUACAAUAACUUCCAUUAUAUAUUUAUACAUUUAUAUGCCCAAAGCUUUUAAGAAAUGUGUGAAAUAAAAAUGAGAGUAACUGGGUGGAAUGGCAUUAGAUAAUCCUGCAGCACAUACUACAGUAUUGAAAAAACAGUGCAAAUCGUGCGAGCUCACAAAGACCACAGUAACAUGGUCAGAUUCCUUUCGGCCUAUGGUACCGAAGAUACUUUUUGUAACUAACUACUAUGUUUGUUUAAGUGUUGUAUAAAUUAAUGUACUGUGCAUAUUACUGUAUUUAAAUUUUAUAUUAACUUGUUCAUAUAUAAAUAGAAGUAAAAUAAAUUUGUUAAUAAUUCCAUAACCAUAUAUGAAAUGAGGAAUACAUAGAUUUUCUCUUACUGUUUUUAAAUUUCCUCUGUAUGUGUGCAUGUAUAUGUAAAUAUAGAUAUACAUAUAUAUUUUUUAUAGACUAGACUUUCUGUUUGUGAAAUGAUUUAUGAGCAGUUAAAGCUGACUAAUCACUGAUACUCUUGUUCUCCAGAAUUUUAUGCAUGAGAGACAUUAAAAUUGUUAAUAAACAAGUCUCAGAUAGCCACUGCUGACAGUUACUGUAAUUUCCAUGUGUUAUUGAUAGAAAAAUGAAAUGGAGAGAAUAUUUUUUCAUUAAAACACAAAAAUUUUCCACAA
This is a messenger RNA of Schistocerca serialis cubense, 6369 nucleotides long. Its product is annotated as zinc finger C3H1 domain-containing protein-like. The transcript is spliced from 20 exons. Bases 1 to 3105 code for a protein of 1034 amino acids. Lineage: Eukaryota; Metazoa; Arthropoda; Insecta; Orthoptera; Acrididae. The record is from RefSeq and is a predicted model, not a curated record.